Molecule: messenger RNA, 684 nt
Organism: Gamsiella multidivaricata
Lineage: Eukaryota; Fungi; Mortierellomycota; Mortierellomycetes; Mortierellales; Mortierellaceae
Exons: 2
Coding region: 1-684 (227 amino acids)
Source: RefSeq, a predicted model, not a curated record
AUGCGUAUUGCUGCAUCGAUGAUGGUCAUGUUGGCCCUGGUCGUUUCGACUGCUGUGGCUGGUUCUCACCACAAGAAGCAUCACCGAAAUAGCAAGAAGAAGGAUGCCAUUAUCAUCGACAAGAAGGUCUUCAACACCGCCAAUUUACCCUUCAUCCCCCACAAUGGCACGGCCUUGUUCACGAAUUGGGUGGGUCUGAACGUGGACUACCAAUACAUCCAACCGAUCUUCAACCUCGUCAACUCCACAGCCUCGCUCUCGAACGGCACACUCCUCUCGCGGGGUGAGUCCCACAUCACCGUGAUCCUCCCUCCAGAAUACGACAAUAUCCUCCACCCCGCCGGCGUGACGAUCGAGGAACUCAACGCCCUGGCCACGGCCGACAACCGACUCCAGCGUGCGAGGUUCGGGAUCGAAUGUCUGGGUCGGGUGCAGGCGGUGUCGGAACCCGACAAAGUCUUUCAGCAGGCGGUCCAGAUCAUCCUGAAGAACUAUCGAGAGGUUGUCGCGUAUCGCGAGGAGGUGUUCGGGCUGUUCGUGAGGAAGGGUGGUAAUCCUGCGUUGUUUGAUCCAAACAACUUUUUGCUGCAUAUUACGUUGGGAUUCCGGCGCCGGAAUUUGUUUGUGGAGGAUGGGGUGUUCAAGGGCAAGAACGCGUGUAUCCAUAAGAUGGUUGCCAGGUAA